CGUCGGGGUCGACGCGAGGGGUGACGCCCGCAGCGGGUCGGUGUGGUGGUGCGGGUGUAGCCCCGGUGGAAUGUGCGCGUUGUGAGCGAGCCGCGCGCUGGGAGUCGACGCCCUGGGACCGUCUCUGAUGAGAGAUGGCGCUGGUGCUGCUCCCCUGUGACCUCCCGACGUGGGCCACUGUACAGCGGCACCUGGCCCGGGCCAAGGACGCCCACAACGCCGAACAGCUGAUCGAUGUCAUGCACAAGCUGCACAACCUGUGCAACGUCGGCCUUGACCCCAGCGACGACCCGGCGGACCCGAGUCGGUUUGACGGGCUGCAGCUGUACAUCAGUCAGCUGGCGCCGGCGGAGCGUACCAAGCUCUUCCGCAGCACGCUGCCGUGCAUGGUCAACUACGCGCUCAAGCUGAGGAUCCUCAAGCCGCCCGAGGGGCUUCAAUACAGCCUCCAGCAGCAAGGUGGGCACGGACGCCCCGUUCUGCGCGCGACGUUGCUCAUACGCCGCGCGCCGGCCGGCACGUCUUCCCCUCUCUAA
This is a messenger RNA of Pollicipes pollicipes, 536 nucleotides long. RefSeq lists its product as uncharacterized. The transcript is spliced from 3 exons. The record is from RefSeq and is a predicted model, not a curated record. NCBI's taxonomy places the organism in Eukaryota, Metazoa, Arthropoda, Thecostraca, Pollicipedomorpha, Pollicipedidae. The coding region runs from base 135 to 536 and encodes 133 amino acids.